Molecule: messenger RNA, 384 nt
Organism: Leptosomus discolor (cuckoo roller)
Lineage: Eukaryota; Metazoa; Chordata; Aves; Leptosomiformes; Leptosomidae
Source: RefSeq, a predicted model, not a curated record
CUGGUUAAAACUCACAAUCUGCUGACCACCAGGAAUUACAUCUUUGGGUACCAUCCACACGGCAUCAUGGGCUUGGGUGCCUUUUGCAACUUCAGCACAGAGGCCACAGGCGUCAGCCAGAAAUUCCCGGGGAUCCGACCGUACCUUGCUACCCUGGCUGGGAACUUCAGGAUGCCCAUUUUGAGGGACUACUUAAUGUCUGGCGGUAUAUGUCCUGUGAACCGCGACAGCAUAGACUACAUCUUGUCCAAGAACGGCAGCGGCAACGCCAUCGUCAUCGUGGUCGGAGGGGCAGCGGAGUCCCUGAACUGCACCCCGGGGAAGAACUCUGUGACGCUGAAAAACCGGAAGGGAUUUGUGAAACUGGCUCUGCGGCACGGGUGA